Nomascus leucogenys (northern white-cheeked gibbon) is the source of this 1141-nucleotide messenger RNA. Its product is annotated as neuroendocrine secretory protein 55. The record is from RefSeq and is a predicted model, not a curated record. NCBI's taxonomy places the organism in Eukaryota, Metazoa, Chordata, Mammalia, Primates, Hylobatidae. Gene Ontology annotation, biological process: response to parathyroid hormone.
CGGGCGCGCAACUUCGCAGAACCUCACUGCCCAUCCCUCCUCGCCUCAGUCUCCUCUGUCCUCUCCCAGGCAAGAGGACUGGCGGAGGCACCUCUCUCGAGUCUUAGGCUGCGGAAUCUAAGACUCAGCGAGAGGAGCCCGGGAGGAGACAGAACUUUCCCCUUUUUUUCCCAUCCCUUCUUCUUGCUCAGAGAGGCAAGCAAGGCGCGGAGCUUUAGAAAGUUCUUAAGUGGUCAGGAAGGUAGGUGCUUCCCUUUUUCUUCUCACAGGAGGUGAGGCUGGGACCUCCGGGCCAGCUUCUCACCUCACAGGGUGUACCUUUCCCGGCUCCAGCAGCCAAUGCGCUUCGGAGCCGCUCUCUGCAGAGCCAGAGGGCAGGCCGGCUUCUCGGUGUGCGCCUAAGAGGAUGGAUCGGAGGUCCCGGGCUCAGCAGUGGCGCCGAGCUCGCCAUAAUUACAACGACCUGUGCCCGCCCAUAGGCCGCCGGGCAGCCACCGCGCUCCUCUGGCUCUCCUGCUCCAUCGCGCUCCUCCGCGCCCUUGCCACCUCCAACGCCCGUGCCCAGCAGCGCGCGGCUGCCCAACGCCGGAGCUUCCUUAACGCCCACCACCGCUCCGGCGCCCAGGUAUUCCCUGAGUCCCCCGAAUCGGAAUCUGACUACGAGCACGAGGAGGCAGACCUUGAGCUGUCCCUCCCCGAGUGCCUAGAGUACGAGGAAGAGUUCGACUACCAGACCGAGAGCGAGACCGAGUCCGAAAUCGAGUCCGAGACCGACUUCGAGACCGAGCCUGAGACCGCCCCCACCACUGAGCCCGAGACCGAGCCGGAAGACGAGCGCGGCCCGGUGGUGCCCAAGCACUCCACCUUCGGCCAGUCCCUCACCCAGCGUCUGCACGCUCUCAAGUUGCGAAGCCCCGACGCCUCCCCAAAUCGCGCGCCGCCCAGCACUCAGGAGCCCCAGAGCCCCAGAGAAGGGGAGGAGCUCAAGCCCGAGGACAAAGAUCCAAGGGACCCCGAAGAGUCUAAGAAGCCCAAGGAGGAGAAGCAGCGGCGCCGCUGCAAGCCGAAGAAGCCCACCCGCCGUGACGCGUCCCCGGAGUCCCCUUCCAAAAAGGGACCCAUCCCCAUCCGGCGUCACUAA